Messenger RNA from Acanthoscelides obtectus, 771 nucleotides. The record is from the annotation of a GenBank genome assembly. Lineage: Eukaryota; Metazoa; Arthropoda; Insecta; Coleoptera; Chrysomelidae.
AUGUCACUUGAAAACGGCCUAUCGGAUAAUCAGUUUGGUUUCCGCAAAGGUAGGUCUACUGUUCAUGCUAUUGGACUCGUAGUGGAGAAAGCAGGGAAAGCAAUGGCUGUAGAAAGUUCAGGCACGGAAAAGGAUUCUUGUUGCACUCGUCGCAAUAGAUAUCCGAAAUGCCUUCAAUCCGCAAGAUGGCACAUAAUCAUCGAUUCCCUGGCACGCAAGAAGGUCCCUUCCUACAUAUUAAGACUGAUAGUGAAUUAUAUGAGUGACAGAUGGAUAACCUAUGAUACGGAAACAUGGUCGAUGUGCGAGCAAAUGACUUGCGGCGCACCACAGGGAUCGAGGAUAGGCCCUCUUCUCUGGAACGUUAUGUAUGAUGAUUUCCUACGAAUGGAACUCCCAGAAGACACAUCUAUUGUUGGCUUCGCUGACGAUGCAAUUAUGGUCUCCGCUGCCGCCAGUGUAGAAGUACUAGGAAUAAAAGUAAAUGAUAGUCUGUCAAGAGCAAAGCGUUGGAUGGAGUGCAGAGGCCUGCAAAUGGUACUAGACAAGACUGAGGCUUUGCUCGUUACCGAUAGGAGAUCGUACCAAAAUCCCGCUAUCGAGAUAGAUGGCUACCGCCUAGAGUGGAAAAGGCAGAUAACAUACCUGGGUGUUGAGCUUGACAGGAGACUGAAGUUUGGCGCACACAUCCAAAGGGCUACUCUAGGUGCAAUAAAAUGUGCGCAAGCCUGUCAAGACUUAUGCCGAACAUUGGAGGCCACGAGCAUCUAA